CAGCUUUCUGGUAUUCAUUCAUAGACUUGCCUUGGUACCAAUUAUUCUCCAGCGAUUUUCCUGGUCCAAACACGGAGUAGAUGCACAUCUCAAAUGCUCAAGGUCAGAUCCUCGCGCAAGGCUGAAUGCCAGCCUUCUCCUGCCUCGCGACGCGUACUCCGGACUUUAAAGUGCUUCUCUACACACGCGUCAUUAUCUUCCCAUUCAAUUUCUCAAGUCCUUUCCUCCCGGCCUGACCACAGCAAGCACACUACGACAGUCAUGGGUCUCAAACGCAAAGCCUCCGUCAUCGACAAUGCGGGCUAUUGCCUUCGUGGACUUACGCGCCCCUCCGCACCCUCAUCAACCUCCUCCUCCUCCUUCUCUCCCACGUCAACGAACACCCUCUCCCCUGCACACAAUUCUCACGACAAGGGAACCUACAAUUUCUGUCAGAUCGAAGCCGUACCAUAUUACCUCAAUUCGCGCACUCGAAAACGCCACCGCGACGACAGACCAGAGGAAGAGAUCAUCCACGAGCACACGCUAAGGAAGCUCUACGAUGCGCAGCGAUUACACCUCGACGAAGCACUGCCUAUCUCCGAGCUCAUCGAUCUCGACGAGCAAGCGCGGGUGAUGGAGGAGGGCGAGGAAGAGGACGAGGAUACUGAUAUGUCGGACGAACCGCUGGCAGAGCUCCCGCGAUCACCACAACGGAACCAGAGGACACUGGAGGCAUUCUUCGGUGGCAGGAACACAGCAGCAACUCCGUCGUCCAAGUCUGACCAAGGGUAGGACAAUUCCCAAGGACCUCCCACCACCUCCCAGAAUGCCAAAUGUGAGGCACGGAGACAGCUGGGCGACUACCUCGUAGCAUGAUCGGAACCACAGCAAAGUCGUAACGGCAUGUGGUCUCAGCCGAAAUUCUGGCCGACCAUGGCAUCCAUGACCCAGAUGAAGAAAGAUACAGACGCUUAUCUAUGGAAACCAUGAUGCAAGGUAUCCAUACAAAAAGCCACGCAUGCAGCUGCCUCCGCCUCUCAAAAAGACAUAUGGCUUGAUUGAAGAGGAAGCCCACUUGUGGCAAGGCAAGUCGUUCACUCAAAGAAGAAAGGAGGGUGUAUCAAUAUAUGUACACAUACGGACAGGACAUUGACUGCACAAGAGCAGGCGUUCCUUUUGCGUUGGGCUGAGUCGUCGUCUGAGAAAUCUACAUGACUAUGAAGCGUUGGAUUUUUCGUUUUUGUGAAUGCGGCCAACAAGGGCGCGAACUUGUUGGAUUUGAACGAGACUGUAGACAUGACGAAUGGACUCCCAAGGGCCUAAAGAGGAGGUACGAGAAGUCUGCGUUGUCAGAGUUGAACGACGAAAAUGAAGGACACUAGUGCUGGUCCUGCUGUCUUGGAUGCAACGAUAACAACAAUCCAGAAGCAGAACAUUAUGAUAAGAAAAAUCGGUUGAUUCGUACCUAUGCAAAGCUACCUGUGUGCUAAUAAAAUGAGGAGU
Molecule: messenger RNA, 1485 nt
Organism: Exophiala xenobiotica
Lineage: Eukaryota; Fungi; Ascomycota; Eurotiomycetes; Chaetothyriales; Herpotrichiellaceae
Exons: 1
Coding region: 94-774 (226 amino acids)
Source: RefSeq, a predicted model, not a curated record